Molecule: messenger RNA, 1662 nt
Organism: [Torrubiella] hemipterigena
Lineage: Eukaryota; Fungi; Ascomycota; Sordariomycetes; Hypocreales; Clavicipitaceae
Source: the annotation of a GenBank genome assembly
CCAGCACCGCCAUCAUCGAUUCGCCCCGAUGGCCAUUCCCACAAAGAAUAAACAGUUUACAACUCAUUAAUGACAGCAUACAGCCUUAAUAACCAACACAUUAAUCUAAUCUACAUCCCAACAAACCCCCUCUUCUCCUCAACCACACCCACCACCAAAACAACCUCCUCUUCUCAUCACCAUCUACAAUGGACAGCAGCCACAGCCCUUCCUCGCCAAAGGAAAUCCGCAUCCUAACACUAAACUGCUGGGGCCUAAAAUACAUCUCAGCCCUGCGCGUCCCCCGCGUCGCCCAAAUCGCCCAGCAACUCGCCUCACUCUCGCCAGCACCUCAGAUCGUCGCGCUACAAGAAUGCUUCACGCAGCAAGACUUCCAGACCAUCCACCAAACGACGCGCUACAUUCUGCCAUACGCCAAGUUUUACUAUGCGGGCGUGUUUGGCGGCGGCCUCGCCAUUCUCAGCGCAUGGCCCAUUGAAGAGGGCGAGAUGACGACGUAUCCUCUCAACGGUCGACCAUCUGCCUUUUGGCGCGGCGACUGGUACGUCGGCAAAGGCAUAGCUCGCGCCAAGAUCCGCUUUGGAGACGGCGACAAGGACGUUGUCGAAGUCUUCAACACACAUACUCAUGCCCCGUACGGCACCGCACCUGGAAGCCAGUACACCGCACACCGUACCUCCCAGGCAUGGCUGAUGCGGUCUCAGAUCCAGCGGGCCGCUCAGACCGGCGCUCUCGUCGUAUCGCUAGGCGACUUCAACAUGCUCCCGCUCUCCCUCGCACACCGCAUCAUCUCGGCCUCGCCAGUCCGUGAUACUUGGCGCGUCAUUCACCCUUCGUCGUCUCUCGGCCCGUCGUCACACCCCGCCGAGGCAGCGCGCGGUCUCCCUAUCCCAACCGCAGAGACCAACCUGUUACUUAAUGGCGCCACUUCUGACAGCGUCUACAACACGUGGCGCUGGAACAAACCUGAGCAGCAGCGUCUGUCCAAGGGCGAUCCGCAGCCCGUAGACCCAACGACGCCGGAUCCUCGUGGAAAGCGUCUCGACUAUGUCUUUGCUUCUACUGGCGCGGAACCAGGCUCUAAGCGUGGUUGGGUGGUAAAUUCUGUGGCAGUGGGAAUGACGGAGCGCCAUCCAAGUCUCCAUGUCUCCCUCUCCGACCACUUUGCCGUCUGCACAACACUCAAAUAUCACGAUGUAGAUGCAGAUGUCGCCAACGCCUCCUAUGAAGAGCAACUACAGUAUAACCACAAAGAGCAAGAUGCAUUAUCAGAAGAGGUGCUGGAUGAGAUUCUUGCCAUGAUCCACGAAUUCACCGCCGGCGAGCAGAGACAGCAGAAAUGGCGCUCUAUACACUUUUACAUAUCUGUAGUCUUUUGGAUAGCCGCCAUGGUUGCUCUGGAUUUUACUGGUGCAUUUGCGGUUCUCUUGGCCGUCGUUGGCAGUCUAGUCCUCUUGUCCGGUGUCAUAGAUGGCCUCAUUGCCCUCAUCUUCUUCUCAUGGGAACUGAGAAGCCUCAAAGAGUUUGAAUGGCAAAUCAACAAUGCAAAGCAAAGCAUCCGACACAAGAUAUUAUGAACCUGAAGACAACGUUCUAGUGUAAAUACCAAAAUAGCAAAAGAGUACUUAUUAAUGUCUAUUUAAGAAUAAGUCAUGCCAUCGU